AUGGCCCAGGAAACCUUGAGACAACGGCAAGCUCGGAUAGUGGCGCAACAGAAACCUGCAAAUGGACACCUGGCGAAUGGAACGCCUAUGAAUGGAGAGCUCGCGAACGGAAAGCCUACGGGCCAAGACCAUGCCAGCGGGCAUCUAGCAAGAGAAGGUCUCACCGGCGAAACACUUGUGAACGGAGAACCAGCACAUGCAGAGAAGAUGACGGACGCGAAGCAUCCAGGUGGCCGAAUAAAACAUGGGUUUCCCAAACAAGCUGUGCGCAUGGUUCUAUUUGGCCUAUACUUCUUAGUUAGUUGUAUAUGUAUGUUUCUAGGUCAACUCCUCGGUACGCCCCUGUACCUGCUCCAGAAAGAUUGGUACUAUGCUUGGAUGGCGUUCACAAAGCAACAUUUUGGCCUUCUCAUUACAACGAUGACGCAGUGGUGGAGUCCGACCCUCGUACGGAUCAGCGGAGACGAGACCGUUCGAGGGCAGCUACGCCAAACGGCGGACGGGAGGCUAGAAUGCGACUUUCCAGAGCGGCUGAUCUUGAUCUCGAACCAUCAGAUAUACACUGACUGGCUCUACCUGUGGUGGAUCGCAUACACCGAUCGAAUGCAUGGCCACGUUUACAUAAUCCUCAAAGAGUCGCUUAAAUGGAUACCUAUCCUCGGGUGGGGCAUGCAAUUCUUCAGCUUCGUCUUCUUGUCGCGGAAUUGGGCCAAAGAUAAGCCGCGCUUCCAGCACCGCUUGCGGAAGCUCAACACCAGUCAUCACGGACCACUAUCCGGUUCGCAGCCACUGGAUCCAAUGUGGCUUCUGAUCUUCCCUGAAGGAACGAACCUAUCCAAGAAUGGUCGAGCAUCGAGCAAGAAGUGGGCAGAUAAGAACAACAUACCUGAUCUACGCCAUGUGCUGCUUCCCAGAAGCACUGGCCUGCUGUUCUGUCUCCAGGAAAUGCGCCGCACAGUGGACUGGGUCUAUGACUGUACUCUUUCUUACGAGGGGGUUCCACGUGGGUUGUUCGGUCAGGACAUCUUCACCAUCCGCUCGACCUACUUCCAAGGCCGGCCACCCAAGUCCGUCAACAUGCACUGGCGGCGAUUUGCCAUAGCUUCCAUGCCCUUGGAUGACCCGAAAGCGUUCGAAGAAUGGGUACAUCAACGCUGGGUCGAGAAAGACGAGCUCAUUGAAUACUUCUUACAGCAUGGUCGCUUCCCCGCCGACGAGGGCCGAGACGUUCUUCAGAAUGGAUCAACAUCCGGCCAGGCUAAGGUUGGUGCUGGCUAUAUCGAAACAGAAGUGAAACCCGUACAUCCGCUCGAGUUUCUGCAGAUGUUUGUGCCGGUGGCCGCAGUCUUGCUUGUCAUCAAUGUUUGCUACAAGGUUUGGCAUCUGGUCGCUAGGAUCAGUUGA
This is a messenger RNA of Coniosporium apollinis CBS 100218, 1404 nucleotides long. RefSeq lists its product as uncharacterized. Gene Ontology annotation, molecular function: acyltransferase activity. The coding region runs from base 1 to 1404 and encodes 467 amino acids. Gene Ontology annotation, cellular component: endomembrane system. The record is from RefSeq and is a predicted model, not a curated record. NCBI's taxonomy places the organism in Eukaryota, Fungi, Ascomycota, Dothideomycetes. The transcript is spliced from 4 exons.